GGAUGCCCCGCAAUUGCACCGCAGAUUCACGUCACCUGCAACCAAGCAGCGGUUCCGAUAAGAGCAUGCUCAUUGCUCACAAAGCAGACAAUGCGGGGGGUGUCAGGUGCCCGAACCGGCACCAAAUCAUGUCAUUGCUCCAACAACUUACUUGAGAGGCGACGAAAGCCUGAUCCAAUGAUUGUUCGACAUCUUCGGCCGUUAGGCCCGACCACGAACCAGAUGUGGUCCAGCCUCCAGCCUCUAGCCUCUUAUCUAGAAGGUCAGGCGACUGACUGACUGACACAUAGAGACCUGAUCUCAACGUUGCUUCACCACUGGAAAGCAGUGUGGUUUCGCUCCCGACCACACGACAUCCAUCCUGCAGUGGUUGAGGUCCUCUCAAGCUUCAUUCAGUAAUUUUCACCACGCAAACCAUGAGUACCGCCGCCAGAAUGUUUGGAGAAGUCAUGUCUCUCCGCCGCCCCAGCGCCUCGGCGCCUGCAGACAACAACACCCACCCCUCCUUCCCGAUCUACCUCCUCCCCUCGCUGCACAUCCCCUUCCGCCGGCGCCGCAUCUACGAGCCGCCCCCAUCACCGCCGUCAAGCUCCAGCGAGCCCUCUUCCCCAGGUAGCACCACCCCCUCGCUUUCCGCCUCUCCAACCUCUCCUUCCACCCCACCCCGCCGUCUCUCCCGCGCCCAGCCACCCACCCUCCGGUGCAGCAGUUGUUCCACCGACCUGGCCUUCCUCUCCCAGAUCGUCAGCAAGGGCUUCACUGGCCGCCACGGCCGCGCCUACCUCGUCGCUCCGCCUCCCCACCCGCACCCGUCCGCACCAACACCACCAUCCCCGCCGGGCGGCGCAAAACGGCAGUCGGAUAGUACGGAUGCGGGCGCAAACCGGGACCUGGCCAACAUCCGCGUUGGCCGACCCGAAACCCGCCGGCUGGUCACCGGCGCCCACGUGGUAGCAGAUAUUUACUGCUGCGGGUGCAGCGCCGUGAUCGGGUGGAAAUACCUGGACACGGCGGAGCCCGCGCAGCGGUACAAAGUGGGCAUGUUCAUUCUUGAGACGAGGAGGGUGGUGGGGUUUUGCUGCUGGGAGGAUGUCGAUGUCGGGGACUUGGACAUGGACAACAGCAUGGGUAUCGCUCAUCACAGGCACGGGGAGGGCGGCGGGAAUGGGAGGGAUGAAGGGCAUGACGAGGGAGACGGCGUGGUGGUGUUUGACUCGGAAGAUGAAGAGGAGUGCGAGGAUAUGUUUGCGGGCGUGUGGGAUGCCACGGUAGUGGCCCGGCGGCGGAGGAGUCGA
Molecule: messenger RNA, 1295 nt
Organism: Parathielavia appendiculata
Lineage: Eukaryota; Fungi; Ascomycota; Sordariomycetes; Sordariales; Chaetomiaceae
Product: yippee-domain-containing protein
Exons: 3
Source: RefSeq, a predicted model, not a curated record